GGCCGGGUUGCUGACUAUGUCAUUCAAAGACGUCCGGUGACAAGGAUGUCCUGUGGCAAGUGAAAAACACCUGGAAGAUCCUCGAAGCUUUUUUCGCCGAUUAUCCUGACAUGCGAGGAAGUAACGGUGAAUCGUUGGACAAUGCUGUCGAUCAUAUCACGCUUCAACUGGGCAGAGUUUGGAGCGCUUCGAAGAGGCAAAAUGAAGACCUCGAAAAAGCCACAAGCAGAAUAUCAUUGCUGGAAAAAGAAUUUGAGAAGAAGCAGGCAGAGUGGAACAGAAAGCAGACUGAAGCACAAUCUUUGGAAAGCACGCUCAAGAUACUGGAAAAAGAGCUAAAAGAAGCCCGGGCGAACAUCAACAGAAACUAUGAGAUAUUCCAAAAAGACCGAAAGUCUUUGGAAAAGAAGAUUCAGAAGCUGGUAUCCGAGAACCAAAGCCUUCAGAGUAAGGAUAGUGAUAGAAAGCGCCUCAAAGAGUCCUAUGAGAAGCUUUUGCGUGAAGCAAAGGAUGUUGCGGCGGCAGAGAAACGACGUGCGAGUCAACAGCAAGAGUCUCAUCGUACGAACUACAACAAUCACGUGAAGAGCAUGAACGACCGCAUAGCUUUGUUAGAAAGACAGAACGAGAAGUUGAAAGAUGACCUGUACGACGCAGGUCUCAAGACGGGGAAGACCGUGAAGGAUCUCAAAGCAAAACUAUCCAAGGCUGAACUGGAUGCGGAAAAGGAGAAGCAGAAGCUGCAAGAGCAACUAGAAGCGCAAGAAGCGAGACUGAAAAAACAACACCAAGCAAACACCCAACAGCUCCGCUCAGUCAAUGAGGAGUUCAGGUCAGCUUUGGUUGCCCGGGAGCAUUUUAAAGGACUGAGAGAUCGUGAUAUUACCAAGAAGUUCACAGGUUUGGCGACUGAGAUUGAAGACAUCUCCACGCUGGGAUGGAACAGUAACAACUCAGUCGAUUGGCCACUCUCCGAGAACCAACUGCGACAGAUACAUCCAAGCAACAUCAGAUUGCUGAAACAGCAGGUUGUCCAGAGUUGUAUAUGGAUGCUUCUUCACAAGCAUGUUUUUGGAUCACCCUUCAGAAUCAUGGGUACGGAAGGACAACAAGCAGACGGGACAUGGCGCAACAUAUAUUGCACAGGUGAGUUCUGUUCGGGCCGCACGUAAUCUUGUAUGCUGAUGCGAUAAUACCAGAUGACUCGUUCCAAUGGCCCGAAGUCUCCGCCGAUCUUGAAAAGGCACGUUAUGAAACGGCACAGAUGUUUUUGGCAGCGAUCGAGCGGACCUCUGGGUUGUCACCAGAUGAC
Molecule: messenger RNA, 1312 nt
Organism: Macroventuria anomochaeta
Lineage: Eukaryota; Fungi; Ascomycota; Dothideomycetes; Pleosporales; Didymellaceae
Exons: 1
Coding region: 111-1172 (353 amino acids)
Source: RefSeq, a predicted model, not a curated record